Messenger RNA from Penicillium pulvis, 1899 nucleotides. RefSeq lists its product as uncharacterized. The record is from RefSeq and is a predicted model, not a curated record. Gene Ontology annotation, molecular function: protein binding. NCBI's taxonomy places the organism in Eukaryota, Fungi, Ascomycota, Eurotiomycetes, Eurotiales, Aspergillaceae. The transcript is spliced from 4 exons. Bases 1 to 1899 code for a protein of 632 amino acids.
AUGGCUGAAGUGAUCGGAAUCAUCUCAGGGGCGAUCACCUUUGCAACUGUCGUUGCGCAGAUCUCUAAGUCGAUUUUCCAAAUAAAAGAAUGCUGGAGCCAGAUCCGUGACGCGCCCGAGGAAUUGCAAGAACUCAUCGCUGAGCUAGAAAUAUAUGAUCUUAUCUUGCGGGAAAUCGAACAAAGUCUUUCGUUGGGCCCACUGGCGAAUGCCAUAGGAACGAGUGCACAUUUAUCUCGGAGUCUAGAGAUUUGCAAGAAGGCAGCAGAGAGGCUUCAGGUUAUUUCAAAUGAACUUGCCAAAGACCUUAGUCCGUCUAGUCGCGUUAGACGGUCCUACUCUUCGUUUAAAACAGUGCUUCAAAAAAGCAAAGUGGAGAAGUACAAGGCCAAGCUCAGCAAUUCAAUUCGAUUGCUUUCUCUUUCGCAGCAGUGCUACUCAAUAGCUUUGAUGCAGACACAACCAGUCAUGGGUCCUCAGAUCCAAGUUCAGGAGAACAAAAGUGACAUCGCAGCUAUUAUUCUGCUUAUGAUAUCUGACUAUUUCCAAGAGAAUAAACAAGAACCUGGAUCAACCUCUGAUGUAAUUGACAUAUCGUCCCAAAAAUGCACAUAUUUAUGGCGGCUUGGAUUGCCAAUCUGGAUCACCUCGAAGGUCUUUGAAAUUCAAGGGAAAAGAGCAUAUGGCGGUUGGCAAUGGGUAUUUCGCACGUAUGAUUUUCUUUCACGGGGUCACCCGGUCUUUGAUUUUGUUGCACAUGGAGACCUUGAUGGUCUACGUCAAGUGUUCUCAUCUGGAAAGCUCUCCUUCUUUGUAAGGGAUGAAAUAGGGAUGACUUUACUAUCCCGGGCUUGCUACCAUAAUCGAUUCGAAGUAGCGGAGUUUCUACUGAAACAAGGGGCUGAUCCAAAUGUACUGGAUUAUUUUAGGAAGAAGCCUAUUUCUUCAAUAGGGCGAAUUAGGAUAAACCCUCCUCGGAAGUCACAGCCUAUACUUCCACUUCUGCGAUUGCUCUGUCAAUUUGAAAAUGAAUCGCAGGAGGAUCCUGAGGAUGUCUUUCUCAGGAGUUUUCACAGGUUCAGGGGCACAGCAGAGGAAUUUAAUUUUCUCCAGCAAGCCUGCUGCCCGUUAUUUUUUACCUUAUCCGAUGAGGAGCGCAUUAGAUUUGCCAUUAUGGAACUAGGUGCUUGCUUAUCCCGUAAUUUAUGGAAUGGGCCCUCCAUUAUUAGGGCCAUUCUGAAUGGGAUCUCUUUUACGACUUCCAAAUUUGAAGUUGUUUCUGCUACACUUUCUAACUUUGAAGUGCCACCAGGCAUUGGCCCUUUCAUCGGCGGCGCUCACAUGAUCACUUUGCCUCAUGGUGUUGCAUACUGCAUGGGAUGUACCAAGAUCGACUCAAACUGGCCUCAUGAUGCAAUUAAGGACAGGGCUAUGAAGCAAAAAGUUUAUGAGGAAUGGUAUAUGAUGUUUCGAGAAAUGUUGGAUAAUGGUCUUCACAUACACAAAGCAAUGAACGGACUAACUCUGUUGCAAGCUUUCAUAGAUGGUUGUCUGCAGGUUUCUAAACCGCUUCAAGGCUCGCUUACGAAGAAGUGCAAUGAAGCACUCAGAGCGCUAUUGCGGGAUCUUCAAGGUGCCGGUGUCAACCUGAAAGAUUUCGGUGAGAGAGAAGAGUUGAUACUGCAAGACCAAGGGGGGUAUAUUGAUUUUCGAACUUUCGGUAGAUCGUGGUGCUUUGUUAUUCGAUUAAUUGGAUUCUCAUAUGGCCCAACACCCGAGGAUUGGUGCUUAUGGGUUAGUGAGCCCUCCGAUGAAUUUGUGGGAGACUUUUGGGCAAUGGUUGAUCGACGUAUGGAGAUGCCGGGAGGAUGGUCGGAAGACAUACUCUUGUCUUUUUGA